Bufo gargarizans (Asiatic toad) is the source of this 4270-nucleotide messenger RNA. RefSeq names its product glycosyltransferase family 92 protein F13G3.3-like. The record is from RefSeq and is a predicted model, not a curated record. The transcript is spliced from 2 exons. The coding region runs from base 239 to 1570 and encodes 443 amino acids. NCBI's taxonomy places the organism in Eukaryota, Metazoa, Chordata, Amphibia, Anura, Bufonidae.
AAGCUGGAUAAGGAGUUGAAUAAGAACUAUAUUGCUCAAAACGCGUCAACGUGGGCGAGAGGGAAGCUGGUGUUCACUGGAUGUAUUUUAACGUUUGAAAAUAAAGACCAAAGUGGCUUGAAAUAAUUAUUACGUGCUGGAUUCCUUCCUUUUAUGUUGAAAACUGAGGACGACCUGUACCUUUCCAUGCACCAAGGGGUAGGAACAAAAGAUACCCAGCCAGAGAGCCUGUAACAUUAUGUCUUCACUGCAACGCAUCUUCAUGUUGGUCUGCUUGCUAGUAAUCAUCUAUGUGGUACUGGUACUAUAUAUUAGGAUUAACCUACGGAAGGGAGUGCAUUACAAAGUCAUCUUAUUGGCGAACUACAAUACCAGCGACGUAGCCCAAGAUACCAUCACACCUCUCAAAGGUAAAAAAACGUUCAUCAUCGCCCCUUAUUACGACAACCGAGAAGAAAACCUGGUCCGAGUUUUAGGAAUCGUCCAUACAGAAGUUACAAACCUCUUCUGUUAUUUUUGUUGCUACGGGCAGAAACAUUUGACCUUAACUGAGGCAAUGAUCGACAUCCACUCAGAUCGCUUUGGCUUUCCCUUCGGCUUAGCUGAUAUAAACUGUUAUGAGCCACCAGAAUGUCAAGCAACUCAUAUGUAUCUUGACUCGAUUUCAGGUGGAGACGUUGCAAUGCUGCCCAAGUUUGAAAUUCGAAAUCGUGAGCGGCAGCCGUUCUCUGCAGAUUUCACGGUCUGCAUUUCCACCAUGCAUCGAAAUUACAGCAACGCUUUACAGUUCAUUCAAACUAUCGAGAUGUACAAAUUACUAGGGGCGCAAAGGGUUACCAUCUAUGGUAAAGACUGCAGCCAGCAGGUAAAAAAAAUCUUGGACUUUUACAGCAAAGAAGGUACAGUGGAAGUCAUACCGUGGCCCAUUGAAAAAUACUUAAGGCCAUCUAGCAACUGGUAUUAUGAAGCCAGUGAUGACAAAGACAUUGGCUACUAUGGGCAACUCUCGACGCUGAAUGACUGCCUUUAUAGAAACAUGUACAAAAGUAAGUACGUUCUACUCAAUGACCUGGAUGAGAUCAUUUUACCGUUAGAGCACAUGACAUGGGACAGUAUGAUGGAAAAGCUUCAACGAGAAAACCCCAAUGUGGGAGUUUUCUUGUUUGAAAGCCAUAAUUUCCCUCAAACUGCAGUGACUGAUGGAAAUUUUCCAAAUGUUUCAUCAUGGAAAAAAGUACCAGGCUUCAACUUACUAAAUCAUGUCCACAGAGAACCAGACAGACUGUUUUCAUAUAACCCUCGGAAGAUGAUUGUAGAUCCACGAAAAGUUAUCCAGACUUCAGUUCAUUACGUUUUAAAAAGUUUUGGGAAAUCACUAAAAGUUCCCCUACAGACUGCCCUUGUUCAUCACUGCAAGGGGCCUCAUCAACCAAACCUCAAAAGGUCAUUACUAAUCAACGACAGGACAAUUUGGAAAUACAAUGUUUCGUUGAUUAGGAACGUUAACCGAGUGCUAAGCCUAAUAUCAUCACACACUGGAACACAAAAACAUAUUUCUACUCAAGGUUAAAAAAAAUAAUCUGUAAAUCCAUGGCAUAUAGAAAUGAUGGCCAGAAACCAGGGCCAGGUUUAUAGAAAAUUGGACCCUGGGUGGCAAGCAAAGGAUGCCCCCCCUUCCGCGAGUAUUAUUUUUGUAAGGUUAGGCCUUGUUCACACUGACAGUGUUUGGUCGGUGAUUUCCAUCAGCGACUGUCAGCCAAAACCAGGUUCAGGUCUGAACACAGAACUUGAUCUGUCUGUAGCCUCCACUCCUGGUUUUGGCUUGCAAUCACACAUGGAAAUCACAGACCGAAACACUGAUGUGUGAAUAAGGUCUAACUCUCAUAAUUUGAAAUCUAUUGAUUUUGGGUGAAAAAGGAUUUCUAUGCUGGCUAUUUCUGAUUGAUAGAAAUGCUUAAUAUUUAAAAUGUAUUCCCGCAAAGAAAUUUAUUCAAAUUCUGUCCAUACAGAUUUAUUUGUGUACGUUUUCAAAAAUUAAAAUGAAGCGUUUUUAUAUAGAACAAUAUAUUUUGUUUACAAAGAAGAUUUUUAUUGAGGUUUAAAAUGUGAAGGGGAAAGAACUUUCCUGAUAUGUUGAUUAUACUGGUCCAUCAUCGCGAUCUGUGCCGAUAUACUGUAGAUGUGUUCCAGGGUUACAAAGUAGAGAAAUACUAAGAGACAGAGGACUCACACGUUACAACUAAGGUGGAUCUACUUAUUUCACAUAAAUGAAUGCAUCAUUGUCAUUGUCCCUCUGCCCACCAUCAUGAUAUUGUUUGCAGCUCUCAGCCAAACAGGAGUAUUAGAUGAUGGCAUAGGGGUAAAAUUCUACCAAAACCACUUUAUUUUGCGCAACGACAGCUUUAAUUUCUCAAUAUGAGUUACAAAGUCAUGGUGCUAAAGACAAUGUUAACCCUAUGUUAAAUUUUGCAUUGGAGGCCUAGGAGUUUCAAGCUCCUCCUCUUGCCAAAAACUUCUGCCAACAAACUUACCACAUAUUACUUGAGGAGAACAAAUUAGUACAAAUAGAUGCACACUAUAUCUCCCUAACAGUUGUGCUUUAGGCGGGCUUUGAGAAAAAGACCACAGAAAAAGAACAGUUCAACCUGAGCAGAGGUUUGGCAGCAGGGUGAGGGGGAAGGAGGGAGUGGGCUGAUUUAACUCUUCAUUUCUUGGGCUCUGUAGAGGUUAGAGAUGUGAGCCAGAUCUUGUUUGAAACCAGACAAUAUUAGCUUUAAAACAAGUCCAGGAUUGAGCAUUAUCUCUACUACUUUGGGAGAUAUAGCCUUUAGAAAUCUGGUCAGGAGUGACAGCAGCUGAAAGCAGACCAGAUUUCUAAAGGCCUACGAUAUACCUUGCGGUGCCGGAGGAUGCCCCUAAUUUAGUGUGCGCCUUUUCAUGAAUUAAGCCCAUCCUCUGGCAGUCUGUGUGUAUAAAGUGCAAUCUGGCAGAACUUUCAGUCUUCUUUUACACUGGAAAACUAACCUAAAAAAAGAUAAAUAUGUGGGGACCACUAGAAAGUGGUGAAGGCACCAUAGAAGCAUCACUCGCUCCUACAUUUCGGAGCAGUGAAGUUUAAAAAAUAGCAAACAUGAGAUUUGUGAUUUUUUCAUGCCAAAAACUGGUGUGGAGGAAUGUUAAAUGCCCCCUUAUAGCACCCACUGUACAGAUGUUAGUGCUGUGAUCCUGAUUGAUUGGAUUGUCAGCCUUCAAACAAGACCAGGUUCACACCUCUAGGUUCUUCAAAGCCCGAACUAUGAAGGUUUAAAGCAGCCCUCCGCCUUUAGCUGGCUGUGAGGAGGUAGGGGGACAGUGGGGGGAGCUGAUAGGUUACAGGGAGGAGAGAGAAAAAAACAAUACUCUCAUAUGACCCUAGGGGGAGGCUAGCAUGGACUUCUGUGCAUGUUACCUACCUCCUCCACUGAUCAGACAGCGUAUUUGCUCUCUGUCACACAUCAUUUGCUUUCCAGGAAAGGAGUGAGAAGAUCAGCGCUUAACCACCUAGUCCACGUCCACCAGAUGACAAACCUCCAGAUCAAUUGCAGUUCCUUAAAAAUCUCCCCAACCCCUCCUCCAGGGAAUGAUAUCAAAGUGAAUCCAAUCAAAGAUAAAGUGGAAUUCGAUCCGAAUUUCAGGAAAAAUUUGAUUUACCACAAAUCCAAAUUUCCUCGGGCUUUGUGGUAACAAAUCUGAUAUUUUCUAUAAUGGCUACUGCACAUGUUACAAAGUGAAAGUAAAAAGCCCGGGAACGAGAGGUCGUCCAUAAUGCCGUGCAACCAGCCAAUCAGUAGAUAGCCAGCCCCUGUGAUGUCACAGUCCUAUAAAAAGCCUCACCCUGCCCGUUCUCCACCAUUUUACAGUCAACUGAGCAUAGGUAGAAACGUGACAAGUGCUAGAGAAAGUGUUUUACAAAGCUUUUAUUAGUAUUAUCUGGGAUAGUGACAGUGUAGGGAGAUUGUAGGGAGAGUUUUCAGACACUAGGGAGGGCAUAGGGAAAGCAUAGGGAGACUGAAGCACAGUGCAGGCUUCUGUGAGCUGAAGGAAUCCAUAGAAGACAGUGCAGUUUGCAUCAAUCCCCUUUGUAGGGCAGAGAUCAAUCUAAUUGAACGGUGCCCACCUUGUUUAAUAGAUAAGCAAUUUUUUUAAACCUUGUAGCUGGCCAACUAGGACCUGUCCUAGGUAGCUAGUAUAGCUUAUAUGUGUAUACAGCUAUACCUGCCAAAAGCCUUAA